UCUUAGAGUUUGAGACUAUCCACUCCCCUCCCAAAAACCCAAAUUUCUCUCUCCCCCGAAGCUGCGAGAAAAAAAAAAAACGUAUCCGGAAGAAUACGAACCAGAAUAUAACUGAAAACCCUAACCCUAGCCGCGGUUUUAUCCACUUCUGAUUUCUGACCUCGCGGGCUAGCUACAUCUUCCUAGUUGAGAUUGAUUGAAGACCGAGUCUCGGAACAUAGGUCUAAGGGUUUCUUGUUCACGGAAAGCUGCAUGCGAGGAGGAAUUGCGGCUCAGGUCGAUUUCAAUUGGGAAUUAGAAAUUACUUGUUUUUCGACUAUGGAUUGUUUGUGUGGUUAUUGUCGGUGAUGACCGGAGGGAGAUGUCACCGGCGGAAGAAGAUGAUGGGUAGGGGUGCGGUCGGAGGUUGUGGUACUGAGGAGAGGUCUGGUCCGGUUUCUAGGGUUCCGGUGAAAAUCCCGGCGACUCUACUGGAGGUUUCAGAGAAGACGUUAUCGUCAGCUCAUGUCGAUUUCUUUUCACAAGCUAAGAAGUCUUUGUGUUUGCGGUCUCCGUUUGAUAAUUCCGAUGAGGCUUUGUCAUCGACUGUGCCCACUCUGCCAGGUGGUUUGGCUUGGUUUUUGUCGAGGCAGUCGGAUAGUCGGAGACGGCACAAGAAGUCUCAUUCGGGUGCGGAGAAGAAGAAGUCUUCUCGGCCCAGUGAAAAAUCCAAAACCUCUAACAUUUGGAUUGAAACUGAAGAAUAUUUCAGGGACUUGACAAUGGCGGAUAUAGACGCGUUGUCAGAGGUAUCUUUGCUAAGUACUUCAGCUACUUGUAAGUAUUUCUUGAUUCCGGAUUUGAGAAAUGCUAGGGGAGAACAUGCAGAUGGUUGUAGUGAAGAGAAGGUGAAGUUCAUCAAUGAAAAUAAAAAUUUCGUUAGAGAUGAGAAUGUUAAUACUGGACAUGCAAAUGAAAAUGAUAUAGAAAACGAGAGCGCUAAUGAUGCAAAGAAACAUGAGAUUGUGAAUGAGGAGGUAAAAUUAGAGGAGGAGGAAGACGAUGAGCAAUCUAUGGAAAUCGAUAGCGUGGUAGAUAAUGACAUGCCCCAAGAGGAAACGAGUUCUUUCGUUUCAGUACCGUCCGGCAGUGUUGAGUGGCUUUUAGGUUGUAGGAAUAAGAUUAGUUUGACUACUGAGCGUCCUUCGAAGAAACGAAAGCUUCUGGGUGGUGAUGCUGGGUUGGAGAAGGUUUUGGUAGCUUCUUCUUGUGAUGGGAAUACAUCCUUGUGCCAUUUUUGCUCCACUGAUGAUUCGGGGAAAGAAUUUAACCGGUUGGUUUCCUGUAGUUCUUGUCAGGUUUCUGUUCAUCGGAAGUGUUAUGGCGUACAAGGGGAUGUAGACUCAUCGUGGCUGUGUUCACGGUGUAAACAGACUACUGAUAGUAAGGAUUCGACGAAGCCAUGUGUCCUUUGCCCGAAGCAGGGUGGUGCUUUGAAACCUGCUCAUAGAAGUGUUGAGAAUGACGACUCCGUGGAUUUUGCUCAUUUGUUUUGCUCUCAGUGGUUGCCCGAGGUUUAUAUUGAGGACAUAGUGAGGAUGGAACCGAUUAUGAAUAUUGAAGCAAUAAAAGAAACUCGCAAAAAGCUAGUGUGUAACAUAUGCAAGGUGAAGUGGGGCGCUUGCGUUCAGUGCAGUCACGGAAGUUGCAGGACUUCGUUUCAUCCCCUAUGUGCGAGGGAGGCUAGCCACAGAAUGGAAGUUUGGGGAAAAUAUGGUUCUGAUAAUGUUGAGUUAAGGGCAUUUUGUCCAAAGCACUCGGAAGUGCUGGACAAAGGCAUUACCUCUAAGUUGGCAUACCCUUCUGUAGUUUCUGGAAGUAAUUCUUAUUCCACGGACCAUCUUUCUAAGACGGGAAGUGUUAGCCAUAGAAAUGGAGAAAACAUUGCAGUCCAAUUAGAAGUGUCGGAUAUCAUUUCUGACAGGCAAGAUGGUGAAUCUCAAGAGUUGAGAUUGCUUGAUUCUGGAUUAAAGGCUAGACUCAUGUCAGGGUGCAAUGAGUCACAUCCACCUAAUGAUCUGGGGACCCUUGAAUGGAGCCACGAUGAUGUUAAUGUAUCCAACUCCUCAAAUUUUAAAUUAAUUUUGAAGAAGUUGGUUGAUUGUGGGAAAAUAAAUGUGGAAGAUGUAGCAUCAGAAAUUGGCAUCUCACCAGAUUCUCUGUCAGCCUCGCUUGCUGAUAAUACCGUAGUCCCUGAUGUGGAGUGUAAAAUACUUAAAUGGUUGAAAAACAAUGUGCACUUAUCUAGUCUACAUAAAAAUUUGGAAGAAUCUGAUGUUGCUGGUCCUGUAGCUGUUAAAUCCGUACCUCCACGACGUAGAACCAAAGGCAAUAUUAGGAUUUUAAACGAUCCCAAAAUGUUGCAGUCAUCUCAGCAGAUGUUUAUUGACAAAGAGUCAAUAGUGAACGAGGUCAAGGUAGAUCUACCGAGGGGAAAAGAACCUCAGAAAUCAAGUGAAUUAUCCAUUCUUACUGUUGAAAAGAACUUGAUUGAUCCUGGAGGGGUUCAACUUUCUACAUCAAUGAGGUUAAAUGAAGGUAGUCCAGUUGAACGUUCAAACUGCAACUCUCAACAAAGUGCUCAAAAAGAGGAGGUUUCUAUUCCUGAGGAUUCUUCUGUGAAUGCAGAUGAAAAUCCACCUUGUUCAGUUGCAGAUUUAGCUGUUCCCAGUCUCCUAAAAGCUGAUGCAGAAACCGCUCAUAGUUUCUAUAUCCAUCCAGAUAUUUGCAAGAAACUAAUGCAGAUGCAGAAUAAGGUCGAUGUAAAGACAGCUGGGGAAUUCGAGUUUAAUGAUGACUUUACAGGUUCCACAGAUGGGGGUAUGUCUCGUUUUGAGGUGCGCACUAAUGCCAGUGACUGUUGUAUCCACCCAACUAAAGAUUCAAGGUGUGGGAUGACUUGUAAAGCUGAUGGAGUGACUUUAGAAGAGUUAAUUUCUUCUAGGAAAACAGGAAUUCUGGACUUUUCUCCUAAUGACGAAGUGGAAGGGGAAAUCAUUUAUUAUCAGAACAGGUUACUGAGUAAUGCAGUUGCAAGAGAGCGAUUUACUGAUAAUUUAAAAUUUAAUGUUGCCAAGAGUCUGCCACAGGAGAUUGAUCUGGCUAGUGUGAACAGAUGGGAUGAUGUCAUUGUUACACAGUAUCUUUAUGAGCUUAGGGAGGCAAAGAAGCAGGGGAGGAAGGAGAGAAGGCACAAGGAGGCACAAGCUGUGCUAGCAGCUGCAACUGCUGCUGCUGCAGCUUCUUCAAGGACCUCUUCAUUUAGGAAAGAUGCAUUUGAGGAAACUACUCAUCAAGAGAACAUGAUGAAGUUGAACACCACCAGUGGGAGGUUUGGAGGUGGCUCUCAGCUGAUCCCACGGGCAAAAGAAACACUUCAAAGAGUGGCGGCUCCUAGGAUUUCGCUAGAGAAGCAAACUGAUUUUGCAGAGUCACUAGUAGAUUUCUCUAAAGAACACCCUAGAUCAUGUGACAUAUGCAGACGUUCUGAGACAAUAUUAAAUCCUAUCUUAGUCUGUUGUAGUUGCAAGGUCGCAGUUCACCUGGAUUGCUAUCGGAGUGUUAGGGAAUCUACUGGUCCAUGGUACUGUGAGUUAUGUGAAGAAUUAUCAUCAUCAAGAAGUUCCGGAGCUCCAGCUGUCAACUUCUGGGAGAAACCUUAUUUUGUUGCUGAAUGUGGGUUGUGCGGUGGCACAACUGGUGCUUUUAGGAAAUCUUCUAAUAGUCAAUGGGUCCAUGCCUUCUGUGCUGAGUGGGUCUUUGAGUCAAGAUUCAAAAGAGGUCAAGUAGAUUCAGUUGCAGGAAUGGAGACGGUGUCAAAGGCAGUUGACUUGUGCCUUAUCUGCCAUCGCAAAUAUGGUGUUUGCAUUAAGUGCAAUUAUGGCCAUUGUCAAGCGACAUUUCAUCCAUCCUGUGCCAGAAGUGUCGGUUUUCACAUGAACAUAGUAAAGUCUUCCGGGGGGAAGCAGCAGCACAAGGCUUACUGUGAAAAGCAUAGCUUGGAGCGAAGGGCUAAGGCUGAAACACAAAAACACGGAAUCGACGAGUUGAAGCGGUUCAAGCAAGUUAGGGUGGAGCUAGAGAGGUUACGUCUUCUUUGUGACAGGAUCAUCAAACGUGAAAAAUUAAAGCGGGAUUUGGUUUUUAGCUCACAUGAGAUACUUGCUAUGAAACGAGAUCAUGUGGCUCAUUCUUUGCUUGUUCAAAGUCCCUCCUGUCUUCAUGAUGUUAGCUCAGAAUCCGUUACAACAUCUCUCAAAGGCCACACAGAUGGUUACAAAUCAUGCAGCGAUGCAAUUCAACGUUCAGAUGACAUAACUGUGGACAGUACAAUUUCUUUCAAACGCCGAAGUAAAGUCUCCAGCACCAUGGAUGACCAUAGGACAGAAGAUGACUGCACCACAUCUCAUAACCAUUUUACCCGGAAGCACGUGGAGAGGCCACAAUAUUCAGGGAAACAGAUUCCCCAUAGACCUACUGCUACCAGUAAUCUUGUAGAUGAUGAUGGAGGAUGGAGGUCAAAGUUAAAAAAGCAAGAAACUUUUGAGAAAGAGCUAGUAAUGACAUCAGAUCAAGCAAAUGUGAAAAACAUGCGGUUACCUAAAGGUUAUGCAUAUGUUCCUGCUGAUUGCCUUUCAAAUAAGAAGCAGAUCAAUCAGGACUCUUGCUCUGGUGAACCAUUAGAGCCUGGUGGGUAGCAUAAGGGGCAUAUUGAGGUUGGUUUUGCUUUUGAUUUUUGCACGGAGGAUGAAAGAAUUCAAAUCCCCAUGGAUGUGUAUUUCCUACCUUUUCCUCAAGCUGAAUGGGAGACUCCUGAAACUGCAAUGCUUGUCUGAUUAAACACGAGGGGACUGUCGGGUUGGGGCUUUUGCAAGUGCAGCAUCCCAGAAAAUGGAAAGAUGUCAUCAGAUUGUAGUAUUAGCUGGGACGUUGUUGCAGCAUUGUUGUAUAUUCAUGAUGAGAAAUUAAUUGUAUAGUGGGAGUGGGUGGAGGAGGAGCAUGUUAUUUCAUUUGUGUUAGAAAGUCAAUGUUUCUUUCAUCGUGUUAAUGUUAUCCUUUUUUGAAGGAUCGAAAGAGGAGCUCAUCUCAUCUCCAGCCCAGAUCUGGUUGUAACAUUGUACAAGAAAAUCAAGAGGAUUAUAGAGAUCACCUACCGUUCCUGCUUUGUAAAGUUAGUGUAAAUAUUUAUAUUUUUUAAUUAACUAUGUCGAUCUUUAGGAAACUAGUUUCGCUCUCCUCUCCAGAUUGGAUUGGCGCUUUGAAAUUAUUUCCAACCAUAUUGGUCUCUUGAUUUUUUUUCUUUUAAUUUUAUAUAUAUUUAUAUAGGCCAA
Molecule: messenger RNA, 5369 nt
Organism: Cannabis sativa
Lineage: Eukaryota; Viridiplantae; Streptophyta; Magnoliopsida; Rosales; Cannabaceae
Exons: 20
Coding region: 348-4736 (1462 amino acids)
Biological process (GO): regulation of transcription by RNA polymerase II
Source: RefSeq, a predicted model, not a curated record